GUAAGGAUGUUUUGAAGAUAUCGUUGAAGGAGGGGGCUUGCUAACGCGCUGCGCGCAGAAAUGACAUUAUUACCAGCCGUUCUGGGGGCAAUUGUCUCUGGGAUUGCCCUCCAACUUACAUUUUACCUCUUGAAGCAAAGACGAGUCAACGCACAAGCUGUUUCCAGAGGAUGCCAACCUGCACCAGUAGCCGAUUCUGCGUCGAUAUGGCUUUUUGGCCUUCCAAUACUCUGGAGCAUGAUCAAGGCUGAUCGAGAUCAAUGUCGGCCUCAACUCUUCGCGAAAAGCUUCGACGAUCUUGGUCGAGUCCAUACCGUACGAAAGGCAAUACUGGGAUUUCGUAUCCUAGCAACAAGGGAUCCAGUGAAUGUCAAAUUCAUUUAUCAAUCACCUUCGUUCGAUAUUGGACCAGCUCGAUCCCAAGCAUUGAUGCCAUUAAUUGGACUGGGCGCAUUCACUGCCAAAUCGACUUCGAAGAACUACAGAUCGUUCGUUCGGUCCCAUUUAUCUCUCGACAAAGUCUCCCGAAUAGAAGUGCGCCAGACCCAUAUCCAAUACCUCCUACAAAGCAUAUCAAUUGGAGAGGACGGCUGGACAACCAAGAUUGACUUGGCUCCCUUGUUCUUCCACUUCACUUUGGACAUCGCUUCUGAGAUUGUCUGGGGCAAAUCUGUCGACUCACAGGCUGCUGCUGUUCCUUCACGAGGCGGCAGUAAAAUUCUUCUGGAGCAGUGCUUCGACAGCGGCAAAUCGUUCAUGGCUAAGAGAUGCAACUUCCUCUCGCUUUACUGGCUUGUGGACAGUUUCGGGUUUCGAUCAGUGUGUGCUCAAUUGCACCAUGAAGUGGACAAACUUGUAGAGGGGCGCUUGAACUCGGAUCCGAGCAUCGGUGGCGAACAACCCGUCAUCUUAGAUGAGAUAGUUAAGUCUACUCAGAACCGGGUGGAUCUUCGCAACCAGACCUUGAACUUGUUGAUGGCUAUCAGAGAUCCUGCUGCCGCUCUCUUAGGCUGGACUUUUUAUCAUUUGGCUCGGCAUCCCAAGGUGUUUGCGAAGUUGAGAAUGGCAAUCCUGGAAAGUUUUGGCAAGGAACCCAUUACUAUGUUGGACCUAGCCAAGUUUCACUCUUGUGCAUACCUUCAGCAUUGUAUCCAGGAAGCUCAUCGCAUCAGUGCAAUCGUUCCUCUGAACGAGAGAUUUGCAGUCCAAGACAUUGAUCUCCCACGAGGUGGUGGGCUAGAUGGAACAAAACCAGUCUUUGUUCCUAAAGGAACCCAUAUCUUGAUUGCAAAUUACGCAAUGCAACGACACCCGGAAUUCUGGGGCUCAGACGCAGACUUGUUCAUUCCUGAGCGUUGGGAGCGUCGAAAGGUUGGGGCUGAAUACUCUCCGUUUGGAGGUGGGCAACGCGGUUGUCUAGGUCCCAAAUUUGGCCAUGCUAUUGUGGCAUCUAUGACUAUACAACUUCUGCAGCGAUUUGACUCCAUCGAAAACCUCGAGUUCGCGCCUGUCCGAUAUCGAGAGACUUUCGAAAGUCAUAGUGGUAAUGGCGUGGUUGUUCGACUGCAUAACGCAGAUGACUAA
This is a messenger RNA of Mollisia scopiformis, 1584 nucleotides long. Its product is annotated as cytochrome P450. Gene Ontology annotation, molecular function: iron ion binding; heme binding; oxidoreductase activity, acting on paired donors, with incorporation or reduction of molecular oxygen. Bases 61 to 1584 code for a protein of 507 amino acids. Lineage: Eukaryota; Fungi; Ascomycota; Leotiomycetes; Helotiales; Mollisiaceae. The transcript is spliced from 4 exons. The record is from RefSeq and is a predicted model, not a curated record.